UACAAGAAAGGGAGGCUUUUAGCGGCGACACCAUUAGCGGCGACGGCCCUUGUGUCGCCGCUAUUGGUCGAUCCGUGUGACACAACCUGAGACCAAACCCCAGCCGUUGAUCAAAAUCCUGAUCUAACGGUUGGGGACUUGAAAGGCAAUACCGGCGACAAAAAGUAGGUUAUUAGCGGCGACAGCUGUCUCCGCUAAAAGUCUGUGUCCCACAUUAAACCCUAGCCACAAAAAUCUUAUCCUGAUUAACCCAAUAGCGGCGACGAUAGGAUCAAUACCGGCGACAUAGCGUCUCCGCUAAAAGUCGAAACGUAAAAACACUUUAUCAGCGACUUUCCCUCUUUCUUCUUCACUUUCCCCCCAAAUUUCUUCCUUCCACCGCCGGUUCUUCCCGAAUUUUGGCCCACUCGGUUAGUUUAACAUGUUUAUGCUACAUUUCUUCUCUACAUUUGUUACAUACGCGUUAUAGGCUUUAAUUUUUGCUAUUUUUUGUGUAUUUUUGUGUUUGUGGAAGAAACUCCGGUCACCGCCAUGUCUUCUCCGGUCACCGCCAUCUCUUCUCCGGUCACCACCAUCUCUUCUCCGGUCACCACCUCAAAAACCGGGAGUAUGUUUUCGAUAUUGUUGAUAUUCGCGUAUCUGAUGGCUGAUGUGGCCCCCUGGGGACAUGGGGGUGACGGCGCUGGUGAUCCACCGAUUCCUCCUGGUGGAUUUCGUGGCACACAUGAGACAGACGCGGUUCCCCCGAAGAGGGUUAGGGGGAAAGCAAAAAACGAGAAACUAAGGCGUCUGGUAAAAGCGGGGGGGCCUGUAUCGCUUACGUUUGACAGGCAGGUGACGUAUACCCCUGUUGGUAAAUCAAGGGAUAUGUUUUCACGGGAGGCCGGCCUGUAUAUGUGGCGGUCCAUCCCCUUCGAUAAAAUUGGAUGGGAUAACGUUGAACAACAUUACAAGGAUGCCCUCAUGAACCACUUACGGGAAAAUUUCAAUAUUGAUGAAGUGGAACGUGACUAUUAGGCCAAAAACUUGACGGGUGGCAUUAGGACUGUGCUUAUGAAGCGGUACUCUAA
Messenger RNA from Helianthus annuus (common sunflower), 1070 nucleotides. RefSeq lists its product as uncharacterized. The transcript has 4 exons. Bases 532 to 1017 code for a protein of 161 amino acids. NCBI's taxonomy places the organism in Eukaryota, Viridiplantae, Streptophyta, Magnoliopsida, Asterales, Asteraceae. The record is from RefSeq and is a predicted model, not a curated record.